UGAUAAGCUUAACAUAAACUAAAAUAUUGUGCUUCCUGUGAGGUUUAAAGCAACUUCCGGUAAUCACAGGAUCAGCUGUCGGCGUUAAAUACCAAGAUGGCGCACUGUCCGGCAGACUGUCCUCCUGAGGCCGACCGAGCCGGGGACCGAGGUGUUCCGAGGCGGUGUAGGGGCCGGCCGAGGCUCACGGACUCAGACCGGGCUCAGAGGCGGCUGGAAUCCCGAAAGAAGUACGACGUGAGGAGGGUGUACCUCGGAGAGUCCCACAAGCUGUGGAGCGAGCUCCGCAGGAGGACCAGCCUGAGUGACGCUGGGCUGGCCGAGUACCUCAUCCUGCUCAACUCCACUUAUGGAGACAAGUACCGACAGGAGUCCUGCGGAAAGAAGACCACAGCAGGGGUGACUGGGAAACAGAAAGGAGGUAGGAAGCAGCGCGUUUCCAGCCUCCAGAGCCUGGUGACUUGGUACCGGGACCACUCGGCCUCCUGCCCCCACGAGCCUCAGCUCAGAGCCCUGGAACCGAAGGCGAACCUCUCCACCGCCGCCGUGUGGCGCUGCGAAUCGGACCACUCCUUUGUGCAGUACCUCUACUCCCCGCCGAAGGAGGUCAGCGACUCGGAGCGUGAAGAGAGAGGGAACGCCGACAGCGACGGAGAGGCCGCAAGCAAAACGGAGCCGCCGUCGGCUAAAGGCGCGGCGGGCAGACAGAGGAGAAAGGAAGGCCACAAAAAGUGUAAAGAUGAGCUAACUGAUGCCACCAACCAGACGGAAGAAGAUGGAGGCCGAACCCAGCAGCCAAGUAUAGAGGCUUCAUUCUCGCUGGCAGGACAACCUGCCUGGGACGCGGCGUCUUUACACUCUACCUCUGCUGAGGAAGAGGAGGGAGCAGCGCUGGAGGAUGUGGACGGAGGUACAAAGCAAGAAGGAGAGGGGGAGAAGCUGAGGACUUUAGCGUCUGAUGACGACUACAGCACAGCAGCAAAAGCGUCUUUACCCGAUGAAACGAACGAGGACAAUCGGAGCUUGAAUGGAUCCGUCCCUGUGAGUUCUCAUCUGGAGAUGUCCGACCCGCUGCCUGCGCAGGUCCAGGAUCAGACCCAGCUGUUCCAGCCUCGGCCUCUGCGGACGGCGGCGGCCGGCUGCGAACGUCCCAACCAGCGGACGGCGUUGGAAGGCUCCCAGCUGAUCAUCAUCACUGGUCCCAGCUAUGAGGCCUUGGCGUCAGAAGGAGUCCAGCUCAACAUGGGCAGUGGAAACAUGGAGGAAGUCACCUGCACUGUGAUUGGCGGCGUCGCCUACAACCAGCUGUGUUCGCCUGACUUCAAAGUCCGAGACGCGCCAGAGGAAGAUUCCCUGACAGGUUUGAGUGAAGCGCAGCUGGUGCAGAACUCUGAUAACCUGGAGUUGAGCAGCAGCAGGGAGCUGCAGCGGAGCCUCGGCCGGUCAAAGAGAAACAGGCGCGGGCCGGUCAUCGAAGCCGACGGCAUGCUCAAGAUGUUCCACUGUCCCUACGAAGGCUGCAGUCAAGUUUACGUAGCCAUCAGCAGUUUUCAGAAUCACGUGAAUCUAGUUCACAGGAAAGGAAGGACCAAGGUCUGCCCUCACCCCGGCUGUGGAAAGAAGUUCUACCUGUCCAACCACCUGCACCGUCACAUGAUCAUCCACUCAGGGGUCAGAGAUUUCAUCUGUGAGACAUGUGGGAAGUCAUUUAAGCGGAAGAAUCACCUGGAGGUCCACAGGCGGACACACACAGGAGAAACGCCGCUCCAAUGUGAAAUCUGCGGCUACCAGUGCCGCCAGCGUGCGUCCUUGAACUGGCACAUGAAGAAGCACACACCCGAGGCGCUUUACAACUUCACCUGCGAGUUCUGUGACAAGAGGUUCGAGAAGCUGGACAGCGUUAAGUUCCAUAAACUGAAGAGCCACCCGGAAAAGCAGGCGACCUGAGAUCGAGGCAACUCGCGGGCAAACAGAGGCUGAUGCCUGGUUAGAGGGAGCAGCUCAUCGCUGGGAUGAAGCUGAAAUGAGGCGGACCAGCAGCGGUGCAGGACACCGUUUUGUCACAGAGUAGAAGGUGCUGUGGGAUUUCCACAAGAAAAAAAAAUGUGAAGGAGGUUCCACAUGUUCUCAAUAACCACUAACUACCUUAUUGACUGCAGCAGUAACUAUUACUUUCAGGGAGGGUGACUCAGAUUGUUUCUUUGUUUUUGCUGAACGUCACAUACAUGUGGAGGCCACGCCGGGAUGCCUUAUUGUCAAAAAUGAAGUGAAUUGUAAUCUGUGAAAGUCUAAGCAAUUCUAGAAAUUGGAGGAUUUUUUUUGUAUUGUUUGUGUUUAAGCAGCUAAAACAGAAAAGAGUAAUUUUAAUAUUCUUUAAUAUCCAACUAGGAAAGGUUUCGGUUUGUAAACCAAUGUGGCUGGUUAAUAUUAAAGCAGUGUGACCAAUGUCUGGUGAACAACCAAUGGCUGUUUCAGGACCUGACUGUGACUUUAACAGUUGGACCAUUAAAUUAUGUUUUAAUUAUAGGGAAGUGGUGGGUCACAUGUGGCAGUGUCAGUGUAUCCCAUAAAUUUAUGAGCUUAAGCAACUCGUCUCAGGAAAACAGCCAUAAAAUCCAUGUUGUUCUUUCUCUGUUCACCACCUAAAUAAAUGCACUUUUGCUUUUUGGUACCAA
Molecule: messenger RNA, 2675 nt
Organism: Xiphophorus couchianus (Monterrey platyfish)
Lineage: Eukaryota; Metazoa; Chordata; Actinopteri; Cyprinodontiformes; Poeciliidae
Gene: znf653
Product: zinc finger protein 653
Exons: 10
Coding region: 97-1947 (616 amino acids)
Biological process (GO): regulation of transcription by RNA polymerase II
Cellular component (GO): nucleus
Molecular function (GO): transcription coregulator activity
Source: RefSeq, a predicted model, not a curated record